AUGACUUCGAACGGAGUCUCGCGUAAUCCCCAUGAUGCUACGGCACUCAGCAUGCCAACGUACCCCAGCAACUGCCUAGAAUUUGCGAGGCCUCUUUUAGCUCCAGGAACAAAAAGUUCUGAUUGUGUGGACAAGGCCAACGUGCCUUUGAAUAUUCUCCUUGUUGGUGCUGGCUUGGGCGGCCUUACCACAGCCAUUGCGCUCACGCAAAGUGGCCACAACGUAACAAUCUUCGAGCAGACGUCCGUGCUUGGGGAGGUGGGAGCUGGAAUCCAAGUGCCAUCUAACUCUACCAAAAUCCUUUUCAAGCUGGGGCUGACACCAUACCUGAAGCCCUAUGUCACUGAGCCUGAGUCUAUAUCUUUCAGAAGAUGGCAGACUGGCAACGUUAUUGGCAACACGAAAUUAGUUCCGGACUUUACGAACAACUUUGAUGCUCCAUACUAUGUGAUUCACAGAGCUCACUUCCACUCCGCCCUCUGCCAAAAGGUGCAGGAUAUGGGAAUUGAAAUCAAUUUGGGAGCGAGAAUUGAGACUUACGACCCGGUCGCGGGAAGUAUUAUGCUUGCUGAUGGAACGACCUUCACUGGAGAUCUCGUGGUCGCUGCUGACGGAAUCAAAUCCGUUGCUCGCAAAAUCGUCCUCGGCGGAGAGGAUAUGGCUUUCCGCAAGCCUGGGUUUGCGGCAUAUCGCGCUACAGUAGAUGUGGAGCGGAUGCGAAAUGAUCCCGAAUUGUCAUGGAUUCUCGAGAGACCAGCUCUGAAUAUUUGGAUUGGGGAUGCGAGACACGUCAUGACCUACACUAUCGGUGCGGGCAAGGCCUUCAAUAUGGUGCUAUCUCAUCCAGAUGCCACUGAUCCAUCUACAUGGGACCCUACCAAGGCUGUUGAUGAUAUGAAGGCCGAGUUUGACGGCUGGGAUCCAGUUCUUACCAAAAUCAUUGGCAUGGUAGAAAAAACCCUCAAAUGGCCACUCAUCAGUGGCUCCGUUCUUGACAAGUGGGUGUCGGACAAACUUGUCAUACUUGGAGACGCUGCCCACGCGAUGUUGCCAUACAUGUCACAAGGGGCUGCAAUGGCUGUUGAAGACGGACUGGCCCUAUCCCGGGCCUUGUCUAAGAUUCAAAAUCCAGAGCAGCUAGGAAAAUGCCUUUCCAUUUUCGAGAAGGUCAGAAUGCAACGUGCUGGUCAUAUGCAGGAGGCUAGUCUGCUCAACAGCCAACUCUGGCAUUUUGCUGAUGGCCCUCUGCAAGAGGCAAGAGACGCGGCAAUGGUCCCCGAAGUAAAAGGACUGCCGUUCAGUCACAGCCCAAACCAGUGGAGCGACCCUGCCACUCAGAUGUGGUGUUAUAGAUAUGAUACCGAGGAAGCCAUUGAUGAGGCAUGGGAAAGUAGCCGACUCAACAAUCUCCAGCUGUAA
Penicillium pulvis is the source of this 1419-nucleotide messenger RNA. RefSeq lists its product as uncharacterized. The transcript has 6 exons. Gene Ontology annotation, biological process: secondary metabolite biosynthetic process. Gene Ontology annotation, molecular function: FAD binding; monooxygenase activity. Lineage: Eukaryota; Fungi; Ascomycota; Eurotiomycetes; Eurotiales; Aspergillaceae. Bases 1 to 1419 code for a protein of 472 amino acids. The record is from RefSeq and is a predicted model, not a curated record.